GAACAAAAAAAGAGAAAAAAAGAGGACAAAAAAAGAAAACCCACUGAAAUUACGUGAUUUGUGAGCAGACCGUAUCAACUGCAUCGCUCUGCGUCUGCAGGCGUGUAGGGUCCCCCCCCCCUCCUCCCUCCUCCUUCUGCUGUAAUAUUUAUGGCAAAACGGAGGCAAAAUAUUCCGGUCACGUUUGUGGCUGACAGCCGGCUGUCCUGGAGAGCGCUGGAGUGAAGCGGCUCCAUACAUCCAGAGCUGGAGGAAGCGCAGCGCACCGACACCUGCAGUAAGAUGUAAAGGGAAUUCCCAGCGACCAAACUGAUACAACACACAGAUCUGUUCUUCAUCACCGUCUCAACGGAGUCAGAGCGGACGGGAACGUAGACGAUGGUCUGUUGUGGUGGCCGCCGUUGCUAUGUGUGAAAGACUGCUGCGCCGUCAAUGGAGACCGAAGCCUAUCGUGAGCUCCUGGAGACCAGCGAUGGUCAGGAGGCAGGCCUGCUGGACGGAGGGAGAGAGGCGGGUGUGGAGGAGAGCUGGAGCACACCCUACCCUCUUGGCUUUCAGGUGUCUUUGACCACCGUGCUUAUGCUGGAACUUGUGUUGGGCUUCAGCAGCAACCUCACCGUGCUUGUGCUCUAUUGCGCCCAGUCCAACCUGGUGGAUUCAGUCAGCAACCUGGUCACGGUCAACCUUCACGUACUCGACAUUCUGGUCUGUGUGCUUUGCCUGCCACUGACUGUGGCCGUGAUCCUCCUACCAGCUAAUGAAAAUGGAGUUGGCAGUCUGGCCACACUUUGCUGCUUUCACGAGGCCUGUGUCACAUUCACUAGCGUGGCCACAGCAGUCAACGUGUUAGUCAUUAGUUUGGACCGAUACGACAUCUCCGUGCGUCCAGCCAGUCGUCUGCUGACCCCAAGACGAGCUGCCCUGCUCCUGGCAGCGGUAUGGGCUGUGUCUCUGGCUGUUUUCUUCUUACCAUUCCUUGAAGGUGAUUUCUUCUCUUCAACAGUUGAGGAUGGCGAGGACGAAGAGUCAGAAAGGCAGAGUAACGACUCAGAGCUCACUUCCAGACUGACCCCCAUCUUUCCCUCUCACCCUCCUUCCCCACUACCCUCUACACGGCCCUCCUCCCCUUCACACCAUCUGCCUCCAGUGUGGCAGAACAGGACUUUACUGUGUGUGGGAGGGCAGGGAUAUUACACAGGUAUGGCUAUGUAUUAUCACUUGCUACUCCAAGUUCCCUGCUUCUUCACUGCUGUGGCAGUUAUGCUGUUCACUUAUUCCAGGAUACUACAGGCUCUCAACAUCCGCAUUGGCUCCCAUAUGAUGAGAAGUACACGUGCAAAGGACUCCACCUGCAGGAUAAGGUGCAGGAGGCGGAAAAGGAAGGAACUAAGCCUGCCGACAGAAACAGUGUCCUCCAACCAGAACCAGAACCUCAACCAUCCGCCCCUCAUUCCCUCUGCCACCCCUACACCAACAUCACCCCCACCACUUUCCUGCAUGCCCCAAGGAUUGUCUGACAGUGGGGCAACAAUAACUACUGUCAGCACUGCUGCCACCACCCCCAUUGCAACCACACCAGCCACCCCAGCUUCUCCAACCCCAGCUUCAGUCUCAGCUCAGACCCACGCAUCGACACCUCUGCCUGCUGCAGCCAUGGGUGUGCAGGCCUCAGUUUCUGCAAUCAUCGCACUGAGGCGGGCAGUACGCAGGCACAGAGACCGACGGGAACGUCAGCGUCGCGUCCUUAAAAUGUCCCUCAUCAUCAUAUCCAGCUUCCUAGGGUGCUGGGCCCCUCUGUCAGCGGUCAAUGUCCUGAUCCUGUGUAUGGGUCCCAGUGACAGCCUGGUGCGGCUCCGUCUCUGCUUCCUGGCCAUGGCUUAUGGAACAACCAUUUUUCAUCCUCUGCUCUACGCUUUCACCAGGCAGAAACUGCGGCGAGCGCUCAAAACACGCGUUAAGAAAAGGGUGGUGUCACUUCUGCAAGUCGACCCAGCCCCCAGCGGGGGGACCGUGAUUCACAACUCUUGGGUGGAGGGCGGAGGCCAGAGAAAGAAACGCAAGUCACGGGUGGAGGCCAGUGAAGGCACGGAUCGAUGUCUCACGGAGGCAGUGAGGGAAUGAGGCUGUUGUCCUUCAGCGUGUGUGUGUGUGUGUGUGUGUGUGUGUGUGUGUGUGUGUG
Cololabis saira (Pacific saury) is the source of this 2179-nucleotide messenger RNA. RefSeq names its product G-protein coupled receptor 22. NCBI's taxonomy places the organism in Eukaryota, Metazoa, Chordata, Actinopteri, Beloniformes, Belonidae. Gene Ontology annotation, molecular function: peptide binding; G protein-coupled receptor activity. The transcript is spliced from 2 exons. Gene Ontology annotation, biological process: G protein-coupled receptor signaling pathway. Gene Ontology annotation, cellular component: membrane. The coding region runs from base 433 to 2121 and encodes 562 amino acids. The record is from RefSeq and is a predicted model, not a curated record.